AUGGCAGGUGUCACUUACAUCAAAUUCAGCAAGACAUCUGAGGCAGCUUUGGCCAUGGAGGAAAUGAACGGCAGGUGCAUCGGUAAUCACCCACGGCCACUUAAGGUCCUCAUCGCACACAGCCGAGAGCAGGGGUCGCGGCGCGAGCAGAACGAGGAGGAGCGUCUGCUGCGGCUGUUCGUCGUCGUGCCGCGCGCCAUGACAGAGGCGGAGCUCAGGGAACACUUCCAGACGUUCGGCGACAUCGACUACGUGUCCAUCGUCAAGGACCGCACCACAAAGGAGAGCAAGGGCUUCGGCUACGUCAAAUAUCACAGGAUGUCGCACGCGGCCAAGGCGUACGAGAACUGCGACCGCUCGUUCAAGCCCAUGUUUGCCGACCCAAAACCGCAGAAGGACAUGCGGAACGACGGCAUGAUGCUCUCGGGCCCGGGCAGCUCCGUGUCGUCCUCCGGCUUCGACAUGAUGGCCUACACGCCGCCGUCCGGCAAGAUGGCGCCGCUGCCGCCAAUGGAGGCCACGCCGCCGGCCGAGGCGUGCACGCGGCUAGGCGUGGUAGCCUCACCCACACUCAACCAGGACCAGCUCUGGAAACUGUUCGACCUGGUGCCCGGCCUGGACUUUAUCGACCUGCGGCGCGACAGGAAGUCGGGGCAGGGCUUCGCGUCCGUGCAGUUCAGCAGCAUCCAGUCGGCAGCGUACGCCAAGGAGAAGCUACACGGCUUCGAGUACCCGCCCGGUCACCGGCUGAUCGUCAAGUUCGACCCCGGCCACGACAUAAUGAUGGGCCAGCACUCGAUGAUGCCGCCGCCGCCGAUGAUGCCGCGCAUGCCGAUGAUGCCGCCGCCGCAGCAUGGCGCGGCGCGGCCGUCUGGCAACCUGCAGACGGACCUGGCGCACCUGGCCGAGACGAUCGCGCAGGCUACCUCGCUCAUCCAGGCCGCCGGCAUCAACCCGCACGGCGCCGGCGCCGACGCGAACGCCGGCUCGCCCAUGUCCGGCGCGUCGGCCCUGCCGCCCGGCCCGACCGGCAUGGUGAUGUUCGAGCACUACGACCCGACCUACUGCUCGGCCAAGCUGCCGGCGGCGCAGCCGCUCGCAGCGCUCGACUCCACCGUGGCAGAGAGGCUAUUCAUCGUCUGUAAUCCGGCGCCGCCGCCGCCGUACGCGCUGAAGGAUGUGUUCGCCCGCUUCGGCAACGUCAUCGACAUCUACAAUCCUGAACGGCAAGACGUGCGGCUACGCCAAUACGCGUGCAAGGAGUCGGCCGACAAGGCGAUCCAGUCCGGUGGAAAGCUCGCUCUCCUUGCUGCAUGGCCGUGA
Messenger RNA from Pollicipes pollicipes, 1323 nucleotides. RefSeq names its product RNA-binding protein 45-like. The record is from RefSeq and is a predicted model, not a curated record. Lineage: Eukaryota; Metazoa; Arthropoda; Thecostraca; Pollicipedomorpha; Pollicipedidae. Gene Ontology annotation, molecular function: RNA binding.